This is a messenger RNA of Penaeus monodon (black tiger shrimp), 4488 nucleotides long. RefSeq lists its product as uncharacterized. The record is from RefSeq and is a predicted model, not a curated record. Bases 208 to 4467 code for a protein of 1419 amino acids. NCBI's taxonomy places the organism in Eukaryota, Metazoa, Arthropoda, Malacostraca, Decapoda, Penaeidae. The transcript has 20 exons. Gene Ontology annotation, cellular component: dynein complex. Gene Ontology annotation, molecular function: dynein light intermediate chain binding; dynein intermediate chain binding; minus-end-directed microtubule motor activity. Gene Ontology annotation, biological process: microtubule-based movement.
AUUGUGUGUAAUUUUUGGGAUGGUUGAUUUUUUUCUUUUUUCCCGAAAGUUCUAAAAGGGAUGUUUGACUUUGUUUUGUUCUGGGUAAGCACCCCCCUUUUUUAAUCCGUCUUAUAUUUUCUAAGUCUUUUUUUUAUCGGUUUUGUCUUUUCUAAAUUCUUUUAAAUCCGUUUUAACCUUUUUAGAGGUGUGAUUGAUGGACAAGAGAUGAACUUGGUCGACUCGUUCACUUUGUUUAUGAGUGUGACGUCACAGGAUGAUGUAACGGUGACGUCAUCAUAUCCGUUACUGAACCACCCCAUUACGCCGCACCUUACCUCUGUCUCGGUCUGCCCGCCCACGCUGAACACGCUACUAGAGGCCAUGCUAUUCGGACGAGGGUUUUGUCUGUCUGGGGAAUAUUUGCAAAAAGCGCGCACCUGUUUUGUUCAGCUGACGAACCUCCUUGACGUGGCGCCUCCUACGUCACUGGCCAGACUGGUUCAGGCAACCGCUCGUGUUUCUUGCGACAUCAGACACACGUCACAAGCGAAGAAAGAGGUAAAAGAAUACGAGAAUUCUGAAGAAGAUUCAUCAAAAACGGAAACCGCAGACGAAAAAGAAAACGAAAAAUGCGAAAGAGGCACAAAGUCGACCUCAUCUAGUGCCGUCUCUCUCUGGAUGAGGCAUCCACUGUACCCUGAGACAAUGAGCGACGAGGACAUCGUAACGCAGGCGCUUUAUGCCGUGACCUCGCCUCUCUUGAGUGAGAAGGAAGCUCUGUGGCGUCAGGAAUUCAAUAAGAUUUUCGAUCUGGAGGAUGCCGAAGAUCACCUGGGAAACCCCGAUCCUUGCGACAUCGAAGUGGCAGUCAAGGAGGUCCUCCUGGAGUGGGGCUACGGCGACGCUGACGACGCCUUCCUCAAGGGGGAGUCGAAGCUCGCCUACGAAGUGCCCGACGAAUCCGACAUCAUCAGAGCCACGCAGGAAGGGCAGCAGAUGAUCGCCGAAGACACAGUUGAUGAAAAAGAAAAGGAAAAACAACAAAUCCCGAAAGAAGAGGAGGGGAAAGAAAUGGAAGAGGAUGUAGUUGGGAAGGAAGAGGAACUUAGCAGUCACGGGGCCUCGAUCAUGAAAGCGGCAUUGCACAUGUACUCUCUGCUUAUCAUUCAUCACUGUUGCUGUAUCAUGGCGCCGUCGGGAGCCGGGAAAUCUGUCGUCUGGAAGGUGUUGGCAGAAGCUCUAAACAGACUGCGGGGGAAGAAGGCAAAGGGAGGUAAUGAGGGGUCCUUCCGGGCUGUUUCAUGGCGUGUCCUUCAGUGUGGAGCUUUUACAAGAGACCAUCUGCUGGGGAACUGGGACGAGGAGCGCAGGAUGUGGAGGAAAGGCGUCUUAUUCCAGACGCUGACGGAUCCAGGCGAGCGCUGGCUGGUCCUCGUGGGUCCCUUCUCCCAGGACAUCCUCAAGUCCGUGUCCCAUCUGUGCCACACCUCGCCCACCUUCAAGGACGAGGCGCUUAACCAGGUCAUCCUCGAGGGGGACCUCAGGAUCAUUAUCGAACAGAGCGAGGAGAAGAACCUUAUUUCUCACGCUCGAGUCAGGUGUCCGGUCCUGAAACUCCCGGCGGAGGAGAUGACGGCUUCAGGAGCAGCGGGGAGGGCCAUCAAAAGGCUCCUGAAGGUCCUCCCGCACCUGCAGGGCCAGAGGGAGAUUUCGGAGGCCAUGGCCCUCGUCGCUGAAGGACUUGUUAAUCUGGAAUUGCCGCAGACUUCGCUGAUGAGAACAGCAGGGUGUGUGUGCCGUAUGGCGGAGGCGCGGGUGACCCCUGCCACGCCCCCGGGAGAACUGCUGGAGGUGCUGCAGCAGGUCCUUGAGCUCCUGCACACCGCCAGACAUCCACAUCUCCACCAGGAUGCGAGAGAAGGCGCCUACACCCCCGCCAGGUUGGGGUCACGGAGUCCAGCGCCCUCGGAUGCCUUCCUCGAUUACGCGAACCGAGUAGUGGCCACGCCGGAGCUGCAGGCGGCGUUGACGCUUCUGCCGCAGCUGCUUGACGUCACGUGUCCUAUUCUGCUUUAUUCCGAGCCGGGCAAUGGUCUGACCACGUUCCUCGACAUUUUCGAACGUCAUCGCGCACCGGCAACACGAGUGAUUCGCUUCCGCUGCACGCCGCUCUCGACGGCCCAGGAACUCUUCUCGUGCAUGAUUGGCGAUCUCCUCCCGUCUACUCCGCCAGCUGACCAAUCAGCGUCCUCUACCGGCAACGAUGAGGAAAGUCCGAUUCAUGAUUGUCUGGAUUCCAGCAUGGCACAGAGAGACUCACUCGAUAACAUUCCGAUUCUCGCUCCGGGUGACGAAGGGUUUUCUCUCUUGAUCCUGGAAGAUGUUCAUCUGCAGCUGGAUGCUGGCGGUACACUGGGAACCAUCUGGGAAAUAUUCAGACACAUGGUGGAAUAUGGCGAGGUCGUGUGUCCUUCUUCAGGAACAAGGUAUCGCUUGCAGAGGGUAGUACCCCUCCUGGCGCUCUCCUGCCAUGCCCUUCCCGACCAGCACGUGCCCGCGAGGAUCCUCAGGCACUGCGUGGUCAUGGGCGUCCCUUGCAUUUCGUCGCGGUCUUGUGAACACGUUGUUAAGGUAUCGCUGCAGGACGUGUUAGCUGAGCUGGACGAGGAAAAUUUCCAGCCGGACGCUACCAGGGACGUUGUCGUCGAGCUGUACCAAGGCCUCGGCGCGUCGUCACGACCUCAGACGGGUUCGCGACCACGAACCGCGUCGAGAACCCGGGCUUCCUCUCGACCGCAAACAGCCUCGCGUUCACGCCCCUCAUCCAGACCCCAAACGGCCUCGCGGUCUCGGGCUUCGUCGAGGCCACGGACCGCUUCGAGACCCCAGACAGCCUCCCGUCCGGCCACGGCAGAGCCCCCGGACGAGGCGACGGAAGGCCCUCUCAGCGGCCCGGCCUCUGACAAGGGCUCGGCCAAGAACUCGUUCGACUUGCCCGACCUGGACACAAGCUCGAGCAACGGCGGCCGCCUGGACACAGGCAGGAAGAGCCGCAGCGCCAGUCCUCGCAACACCCUCCCGAACCUACAUCACCUCCUGCAGCUGACGGAGGCGCUGCGGAAGAACGCUCGUCUCCUGCAGAUGACACUAGGACAAUCAGCGUCCCUCAUCGCCUUUGAAGCUCGCAGGAUCUUUUCCUCUGUCGUCGAAAGCGAAGAAGAACUCUCCGACCGGGUCUUCAAGAUCGUCAAGAACAAAUUCGAAGAGCUGGAGGAGGGCCUGGCGUGGUGGCCGGGGCAGACGGAGGAAGGCAAGAAGAUGAUGACACACGCGAAAGACUACAACGAGUUCGUAAAAAAUAUCCAGUACCCCGACGGCCUGCAGCAGAUCAUGUUCACACAAGCCCAUUUUAUGGCUUUGCUCAAACUCGUGAUCACGAUGGAGACCUUCUGGAGCCACGCCGUUGUAGUCGGGCCGCCUGGGGUGGGCAAACUGUCACUGGUCAAGCUAGCUGCCCAUUAUACUAGGGCAAGAGUCUACCACCUCGAUGACUACCGCGACGAAGCCAGUCGGUGGAGCGAGACCCUCUUGGGGCGGCUAAGGUUACGAGGUCUUCUAGAAGCUAUCAGGCUCAAGGGGAAGGAGGUCCCUCGCGAGAACAAGUGGAUGACCUACCUGGAGGAGGACGAAGUGACUUCCCUUCGUCACCGCCUCAUCACCAACGUCAAGCGAAACCUCCACGUCUGCCUGGUCUCGCACAGCCGCCACACCACAGACAGCUGGUGCGAGCGAUACCCUGCCCUCCGGAGCCGCUGGUCCUGGGUGAGGCUCGACAGAUGGGACUCCGACACCCUCCGUCAGGUAGCCAGAAGGAUCCUGGGGCCUUACGACAUCCCUCCGCAUAUCCUGCACCAGAUGCAAGCCGCUCUGCCGAUUAAUCUCGGAGUGAUUGUUAGAAAAGUAGAAUUAUGGAUGCUCGCCAGGGAAAAGGGUGUUACGGUGACGGUGUCUGACUACGUGGAGGCCUGUCGCGUGACGGUGACGCUGCUGGCGAGGCGGCGAACGGAGCUCAGGGAUUCGCUUUCUCUCUUUAAAGGGGGCAUGGAUAAACUUCAAGAAACUGGAGUGAACGUCGAGGAACUGAAAGGCGAACUGAACGAACUGGAACCCGAACUGAAAGCGACGCAGGACGAGGGGAACAGGCUCACGCAGGCUCUGGCUCAGCACCGGAAUCAAGUGGCUCAGCUGAGGGACCAGAUGGUGGCUCAGGAGGAGAGGGUGAAGGAGAAGAACGACAGCGUGGCUGCCAUGAACGACGAGAUCACGCAGGAGGUCGGGGAGGCAAUGCCGGCGUUAGAAGCCACGGAGAAAGCAGUCAAGGCCCUGGACAAGAAGGACUUGGUGGAGGUGCGAGUUCUCAACAAGCCCCCCGACCUCGUGCUGGCUGUCAUGGAACCCAUCUGCAUUCUUCUGAACGUCAAGUAAGAGGAGCUAAGAGUUCGAAAG